Molecule: messenger RNA, 1153 nt
Organism: Scleropages formosus (Asian bonytongue)
Lineage: Eukaryota; Metazoa; Chordata; Actinopteri; Osteoglossiformes; Osteoglossidae
Gene: trappc1
Product: trafficking protein particle complex subunit 1
Exons: 5
Coding region: 64-501 (145 amino acids)
Biological process (GO): endoplasmic reticulum to Golgi vesicle-mediated transport
Cellular component (GO): TRAPP complex
Source: RefSeq, a predicted model, not a curated record
AUUUUGAAGUAGCACUUCCGCUUUUACCGGUAGCUGCCGUUUGAAUCCCCUCGUUAACUUGAGAUGACCGUCCACAACCUGUACGUGUUCGACCGCAGCGGCGUCUGUCUGCACUACAGCGAAUGGAACCGCAAGAAGCAGGCGGGCAUCUCCAAGGACGAGGAGUUCAAGCUCAUGUAUGGAAUGCUCUUCUCAAUCCGCUCCUUCGUCAGCAAGAUGUCUCCUCUCGAUAUGAAAGACGGCUUUGUGUCCUUCCAGACAAGCCGCUACAAGCUCCACUACUACGAGACACCGACAGGAGUGAAGGUGGUCAUGAACACCGACCUGGGCGUUCCCAACUGCAGGGACAUCCUGCACCAGAUCUACAGCACGCUUUAUGUGGAGUACGUGGUGAAGAACCCGCUGUGUCCUCUUGGGGAGCCUAUACAGAGUGAGCUCUUCAGCACCCGCCUGGACUCCUUUGUGAGAGCGCUGCCCUUUUUCAGUGCACGCGCUGCCUGAGCAGGACUGGGGUGGAAAGCAGCUUCACAUACGGACCUUCAGGGCAAGGAGGCGGUGAAAACCAAAUGGAAAAAUAUUUUAUGUACAUUGGGAUUUACAGAAACAUGUUCCCCCACCUCACUCUCUCACACACACACACACACACACACACACACACACACACGUACAUGUUCACAUUCACGCUGAACACCUGGCGAGAUGUUGCUGGAGGCACCAGAGUGAAGAGGCAGCGCAGUGAUGUGACUGGUGAGAGAAAUGUCCUGAUGCAUGCUGGGAGACUGACUCGCUCACUCACUGCCGAGUGUGUCUUUAAAAAAGUGCUGUUUCUAUUUAUACUGUACUGACAUUUGGACCAUUUCCUGAAUUAGAAUAAACGUUCAUACAGCAGCAGUCAUAACGCGAGACACCUGUUCACAUGAAGUUCUGUGGAUCACUGGAUAAGUAAAUUCAGUGUCUCCUUUCCUGUUCUCUGUGCUAAAUAUAUGCAUAGUUAUGCUAAUCUGAAAAGUCGUGACUUUACCAUUUAUGGAUUGCUUUUGAGUCCACAGAGGCUGUUUUUGUGCAUCUGAAAAAAGUUCUGUUUUUAUUGCACAAACCUACAAACAUGAAUCCAGACCCUUAAUCUGUGAUGAUUAAAAAAGAAAUAUAACAA